CCGCCCACUCUUUCUUGCCCGGGCCCGGGCGGCGGCGGUUGCUGCUGCAGCUGCCUCCAGGUGUGUGAGUGAAAGAGAUGAGCAGGCGCAGGAAUGAGUGAGAGAUGGGGCUGGAGCGAGGCAGGAAAAAAAAGGAGGGGAAAAACGGAAAGGAAAGGAAGGGAAAGUUGGCAAACUUCUGGCUUGCUCUGUAUUGUUGAACAGUUUGCAACUGAGAUGCAGUCCCGACGGAAUUAGUUCAUCACCCGAGAGGCUGAGGAUAAUCCAAACUUUCCCCAAAGCAGCUGGCUCUUAUUGUGUUGAAGGCAGAAGGCAAAAGCAGCCCACAGAAACUGAGCUAUUGAUUCUGGACUGGUGCUACCUGUGACGACUUAGCAUGUCAGGGCCCAUGGAUAUGGCCAACCAGACCUCAAGCCUCUCAGAGGUGGAAGAGGAAGAAAUUACCUUGUGGGAGAAGAUUGAAAGUUUGCGGCAUCAACUCACCCGCUCUCUGAACCCGGCAAAGCUGACGCCAUACCUGCGCCAAUGUCGUGUGAUAGAUGAGCAGGAUGAAGAGGAGGUGCUUAGUGCCUACCGGUUUCCUUGCAAGAGUAACCGCACAGGACUCCUCAUGGAUAUCCUUCGAAACCGAGGGAAACGGGGCUAUGAAGCAUUCCUAGAGUCCUUGGAGUUCUAUUAUCCUGAACAUUUCACUCAAUUGACUGGGAAGCAGCCAGUGCAACGCUUCUCUAUGAUCCUGGAUGAGGAGGGGCCUGAAGGUUUGACACAGUUUUUGAUGAUGGAAGUGAAGAAGGCAAGGGCCCAAAGGAAAGGGCAUCUGGCCAAAGAGCACCAGCUCCAGGUGAAGAACCAGGCCUUGCAGGAGGAGGUCAGCCAGCUGAAACAACAACUCCAGCAACUGCAGAAGGUGCAGGAGCGUCUCCAGAGGUUCCAGGAGGAGUGGGAUUCCAACAGCAUGGAGCUGCUGAGGCUGAAGGACGAAAAUUACAUGCUGGCCAUGCGCUACUCACAACUGUGCGAGGAGAAGAAUGCCGCUGUCCUUCGGAGCAGGGACUUGCAGCUGGGGGUGGAUCAAUUGAAAUGCAAGGUGAGCAGCCUGGAGGAAGAGUGCUCUGUGCUCAAGAAGCAGGCAUCCCAGGCUCCCCAACGAGAGGUGGAAGAAACUGGGCUUGCAGACACCAUAUCAGAGAUGCAAGCAGAGAACCAAAGGCUCAUAGCUUCACUUCAGGAGCUGCAGAACGUGAUGCAGAUGGCAAGUGAAGGCCGGGUGCCAGGUUCUGAGCGGAUCCUUCUAGAUAUUCUGGAGCAUGACUGGAAGGAAGCACAGGCAGACCGCCAGGAACUUUGCCAGAAACUAGAUUCUGUGCAAAAUGAGCUGCAGUGGGCAGAGGAACUGAGAGAUAAGUACCUGCAGGAGGUGGAGAUUCUCCAGCUGAAAUACCAAACUUUGCAGAAAAAUUGUGACCUGUAUAAGCACAGAAUGAACACGGUGCUGUCUCAGUUGGAGGAGAUUGAAAAAGAAAGAGAUCAGGCAAUCCGGAGUCGAGAUGGCAUUCAACUACAGUACUCCCAAAGCCUUGUUGAAAAGGACCAGUACCGCAAGCGUGUUCGUGCCUUGGAAGAGGAGAGGGAUGAGUUGCUGAGCAAACUGACCCAGGCAGAAGGCAAGAUCAACACACUAGAGGCUCAUCUGCAGCGAUGCCAUUGUGCCAGGGGCUUGGGCAAGAAGAUGUGUUCCUCCUCCCAUUCACUCUGUUCCAUCUUGAGCAGCACCUGGAGCAUUGUUGAUAAACCUUCCUAUCUGGAGGACGGAAUUGUGGAUGCGUCUGGUGUCCUGGAUGUUGUCUUUCCUGAGGACUGCAUAAACCAGAAAGUGGAAGUGACUCCAGACAGAGAAAAGGAAAUUAAUCGCCUUUCCAUCUUUCCCUUCCCACCUUGUGCUGGCUCCAUACUUCGCAGGCAACGUGAAAGUGGAUGGGUGCACUCCAAGAGUCAGUCUUAUGGGUCCUUUGGCAGCAUGGAAGACUUAACAGGAAGUAUUACGACUACUCUCUCAGCUGCCAAAUCGCCCUCUUCUUCCAUCAGUGUGCACACCAGAGCCAAGUCAGAAAUUUGCUUGUCCCGCACUUCUGAUCAGCAGGCGUUUGCCAGGAGAUCUGUUGUGGUGCAGUUGCCUAAUGCAGGUCAGCUGAGCACCCCAGCACCUCAAAACAGGGGACUUGCUGGGGACAUCUCCAUCCUUGGGGGAAACCAGACUGGGAUUUUUGUUCAGUGGGUGAAGCCAGGUUCUGAAGCUGAGAGUGCCGGACUUCGAGAGGGAUACCGGCUCCUAGAGCUUAGGGGGACACAACUAAAUGGGCAGGUUCUCUCCCUGGAGAAUUGUACCCAGGAAGUAGCUUAUCUGAGCUUGUUGCACUGGGAUGACCCAUCUGCUCUCAUCUUUCUGCCCGAUAUGAAAGGAUACCAGCCUCUCAAAGAGGCUCUGGAUGCUGGGAGAAAGGUUCCUGGGGACUCGUUCUAUGUGCGUGUCAACCUUACCCUCCUGGACCUUGCGGAUCCUUAUGCGCUGUGCGUCAAGUGUCGGGAGAUCCUUCAUGUCACAGACACUUUGCACAAGGGGCGGCUGGAGUGGUACUGUGCCCGCGUGGACCCCUUCACACUCCGAGACUUGGACAGGGGCACUGUGCCUAACUACAACAGGGCUCUCCAGCUUCUGAAACUGCAGGAGAAAGGUCAGGCAGGAGCCCAGCAGAAACGCCGUAGGACUAAGUUGAAAAAACGGGCGCUUGACCAACUCCUCCUGGUGAAGUACAGACAGCAGGGAGGGCACGAGGGAGCCUCCCUGCAGGACUCUGCCUCAGAUGGAAUCGCAAAGCCCUACAGUCUGGUACGCCCCCUCGUGAUUCAGACACGUCGUCCUGUGGUAUUUUCACCUGAUUACUUAGCAUCCUGGCUCAUUAGGAACUUGCUGGGCCUCCCUUCCUCUCAUCAGGACUUCCAUGUAUACUCAGCAGUCGAAGAACAACUCUUCUCUUCCACUUCCAAACAUAAUGGUAAUGGGAUUUCUCAAAGCCAAGGAGAUUGUGGGAGGAUGCAAGCCAUCCAGGAGGCGAUUGGAAAGAAUAAACAUUGCCUGCUCGAGCUGGAAGUCCAGGUGGUGACGGAUCUAAUUAAAAGUGAAAUAUAUCCCAUUGUUAUCCAUGUCGAGGUCACCAGGAAGAAUAUCAGGGGAGUCAGGAACUUGCUCGGGAAGUCAGGGCUGCGUGAUUCCGAGGUUCUGAAGCAAUGCCGGAGAGCCGAGCAGACCCUCCACGCCUUACCUUGUUCAUGGGCCUGGGUGGAUCCUCAGUCCUGGAGCAGUGCAGGGGAGCUGGUGAAGGUGGUGAAGGCCCACAUCUUCCAGGAACAGACCAGGAUUGUUUGGACUGAGGACUAUGAAAUGUGACCAGCGCUACUGCAGAGAAACUGGUGUUCUCUCUGAGACCUCCUCAACCAGAAGAAUUGUACACUGCCUCUGCAGGACAGGGGUUUGGACUCUGUGGCCCACUGGGGUUCUUCCUUGCCUGUGAUUUAUUCCACACAUCCUGUGCUCUCAGUUUGUGGGAAGUGGUCUGGUUGCUCCUUCCCUUGACCUGAACAAUGGGAGAUCCCUGUGAAAAUCAGUCCUCUGUGUUGUCGUCUUCUUGUCUUUCUGAACCAAUUGAUUAAUUUCUCAGCCUCCAUCCUGCGCUCCUAUGGCUACCUUCCUCCCGCACAUUCUCCCUAGCCUACCUACAUUCAUAUCUCAGUGGCAGAGGGGAUAAAUGUAUUUGCCCGCAUGCACACAUGUGGACACGCACAGUCCCUUCAUCUGCAGGGACUUUAAGUGGUCUUGUGAGACGUCCUUGUCCCAAGCUUUAUUGUGUGUAAAUUAUUAAUGAAUGGUUUUUUUUAAAUGGAAGACCUUCAUAUAAAAGAGAAUUAAAUUGCAUUCAUAAUGGGAAAGAAAUGACAGGCUGCUGCUUCCAGCAUUUGGAGGGGUAAUUGGAGAGCAUCUUUCAGUCCUGUCUCCUGCCUAUCUUUAUGCCUUUCUGGUGCCCCUUUCUAGCAAAAGCAUAAGUCCAUCUAAGUGUAACCCAUGUUGGGAACCAUUGUUAAUAUGUGGUUAGCAUUCUUCCCUAGGCAGAUCUGGAUGUUCUUGCUGCACUACCUGGCCGUGAAACAGCUACCUGAAAGCCAGCUUUCAGGUUGUCCACCCAAUAGAGAGAUUUCAUGCAGCCUUUACACAUGAAGAAGUUCAGUCCUUUAAUCUCUGUCUUGCCUCUUCCUCUUGGACCUCAGAAAGCAGAUGAAGUGAGAAUCGGAGCUUGGCAGCAGAAACCAGAUGUCUUGUGGCACAGCUGGAGCUUGGGCACAGCUGGAGUUUUGACUCACCUUCUGCAGAGCCCUCUGUCACUGGCAUAAGCUUCAGAAGCAGUCAACUCAUGAAGUUCCACCUUCUGUGGAUUACAAGGGCCUGAUGGGAUGCUGAAUAGUUUGGCAAAGAAAACUAUCACAGGCUUGAGAGCCAUGGGUCGUUAACUGAUAUUAAUUUCAUUUCACAAAAGUGGAAUAUGCAAAUAGAAAUUGGAAUGCAUUCUCCCUUUGGCAUCCAAGCCUUCCUGCCAACUGUGGUGAUAGAAAGCCAAGGGGAUAUUGACCCUAAAAUGAGCCAGUAUCUGAAAACCUCUUUGAACCGAAGUCUUAGGCCAAGCCUCCAUGGUGUGUAAAUUAAGAGGAUAACAAGUUUGAUUUUUUCUGCUGCUCUCACUUAGAAAUGUUUUGGUGGUUUUUGAUGUGGUCCAAGCCUCAGGGACUGCAGGGUGUGAUUUGGAUCAAAUGAACAGGAGCCAGAGACUUUGCUCCCAUCCUCUUGGCGCUCUCUUCAGUCCAGAGAUGUGCCAGAAAUUUCUAGUUAGGGGCCUUCUCAGGUAUGGAGAACUGACCAAAUAAACUAAACCCUCAAAAUGGUCUGCUAAUCAUGGAAGAAUGAGAGCCAGCCAGAUGUAGCAGUUCAGGUAUCAGACUAGGGUCUGGGAAACCCAGGUGCGAAUUCCCAUUCUGCCUUGGAAACUUGCUGGAGGACCUUGUGCUAGUCACACACUCUCAGCCUAUCUUGAUGCAGAACCUUUCAGGAAUACCAGGGUCAUGACAUGGAGGGAGGCAAUGGUAAAUAAUCUCUGAAUGUCUCUUGAAACCCCUACAGGAUUGUCAUAAAUCAGUUGUGAUUUGACGGCAACAAAAAUAAGGGAUACCUAGGAAACAUGUAGAACUGAGAGUACUUGUGGGUCAGUUGAAAGUAAGGGGGCAGGGGAGAAAUUAGACUGCUCAAGUCCUUGAGGGUUCAUAGAAUCCUGGAGGGGAUCAGUUAUGGUGUAGGAAGAGGGGAACCUUCCCAACUUCUUCCUGUGAUUCUUUAUUUUCUCUCUCCCCCCCUGCCCCCAGUAGUAGAGUGGCUAGCUCUCAUUGUCAUCAUGAAAACAGCAGACAGAUCACCCACAGUUUAGACAGGGGGCCUCACUGGAAAUACUGAAAAAUGCUGUUUUAUAAAUUUUGAAAUAAUCACCCUUUUCAAAAGAAUCUGUAAGGUGGUGAUGACUCAAAUAUGCUCCAGGAGACAUGGAAUAUUGAGAGUUAUAGAAUUCCCUUCUCUCUCCGGGUAGCAAAUUCUGGCUCUUUAAAGUUUCCAGAAUGCUAGAAGGGCCGAUUGUGUGAGUGGAUGACAUUUCCGAACUAUCCCACACCCUGCAAUUCCUGGUGUAGCCUUAGUGUAUCGUUUUCUACCAACAUUCCUCAAAAGAUAUCAUGGAAAAAGUCAUGACAUUAAAAUAUUAUCUGAUGCUGAAGGCUUGUGUGAGAAAGAAUAUUUCUGCUGAGUUUCUGCAAACAUGCAGGGACUUCCCCCAUAUUUCUUGGACAGGAAGCCAGCUUGGGCUUUUGAGAAAAUCGUGGCUUUGCACUUUUAGCAAAGUUUAAACAUAUAGGUUUUCAAAUAGAAAGUGAUUUAAAAAACAACAACUCUCUGGUUCCUUUUCUCCAGGGGCCAUAGGGUCCCUGCACAAGUCACAAAAGGAUUCCAUUAUGAAUACUAUGCUGCGGCCCUCAGAAAUGGCCCUUUCUUCGAAUAGCUCUGUCACUCCAAAUGUAGAUGUCCCUGCAGGCUCUUCAACUCCACACCUCUUGUUUAUUCCUUGUUUAUUCCUCCCCUCUCCCUCCCCAGCAGCCUAUGUGGGAAACAAGCCCUGUUUGGAACUCUUUGAUGGGACGGGAGAAGAGUGAUGAGACAGCUGGAAGAACUUGGGUGGGAGAAUUCAGCCCCUGGGGACGAGCCAGAACAGUUCUCUGGGUUUUGAUCUGGGCAACCUUCCCAUGAACAUACAAGCAUCUCAGGAGCAUGACUUGCCAGUCUGGACUGGAGAGGGUGAAAGAGAGGGUGGGCUUGUGGCCACGCUGGAACUUUGGAUUCAAAUGAGAAAAUAAAUCUUUUCAGGCUUCCUAGAAGGGCUCAGUCCUUCAAACUUCGAAACUGUGCUUGCAUUCCCUUUGGGCUCAUUUGCACGUAUCUCUGCUUUCGUACUGAUGCAUCAGGGUUGUAUGUCGAUUGUUCUUAUGAUUUUAUUGUGAGCUGCCUCAAGCAGGUCUCUUGGAGAGGUGGUGUAAACACAUUUUCUAAAGAAAUAUUAAAUAAUACAGUUGCUGAUCCUUGGCACUGAGUUCUAGGGGUCUGUUGUAAGAACUUGUCCUGCUGUAAAGGGUUGGCCUGAUAGGAAUCUUGAUUGAAAUCCAUUUUACAGCUGGAGUCAGUGGAUGUCUGAGCAUCACUGAGUAAUACAUUGUAAGAAGGC
Molecule: messenger RNA, 6863 nt
Organism: Sphaerodactylus townsendi
Lineage: Eukaryota; Metazoa; Chordata; Lepidosauria; Squamata; Sphaerodactylidae
Gene: CARD10
Product: caspase recruitment domain family member 10
Exons: 22
Coding region: 377-3445 (1022 amino acids)
Biological process (GO): regulation of apoptotic process
Molecular function (GO): protein binding
Source: RefSeq, a predicted model, not a curated record